Molecule: messenger RNA, 1192 nt
Organism: Chara braunii
Lineage: Eukaryota; Viridiplantae; Streptophyta; Charophyceae; Charales; Characeae
Source: the annotation of a GenBank genome assembly
ACGAAAAUCGAAAGGCGCAAAAGAGAUGUUGUGUGUACAAGUACAUCCGCGUCAGUUAGAGUCUCGGGGAGAGGUUCUGCGGGAACCGCAUGUUAAAGUGCCUGUUCUGCGGCCACGAGUUCCAGGGAAACCAGUACUUGGCAUCACGACAUUUCAGGCAGGGGAAAGGGUGUCCGUCAGUGAUCGAUGAGGCGCUGGUGGACAAACACUACAACUCCGACUACAAGUCGGAGAGCAAGAUCCUUGACCGCAUGCUUCAGUUCGAGGAGCUUCACGGUCCGGCACCUGCCACGGGUCCGCUCAGGGACGAGGGAGGGGCGGGAGGAUUUGGGCAAGAAAGGGAUGAUGAGGACGUGAUCGACGUUGACAACGUCGAAGACGAGGCUAAGCGGGCAGCGCGACAUGACCCAUCCACGAGGGACAAAGGGAAGGAAGUCGUUCACAAGCCGUGGGGCCAGCAAGGUCGUUUUUUUAAGGAUGCGCACGUGUCGGCUCGCUCUCAGGCGCAUCGGGAUGUCGAAAACGCGGCGGGUGCUGUGGGGAAGAGGAAGGAGAGAGAGGAGGCGGCGAGGCCAGGCGGACAAAAGAGGAUGAGACAACAUACCAUCACGGAGUCUUUUUCUUCGCAAUGGCAGAUGGAGUUCAAGAAGAAGUUUCUGUGGUUUGUGUACAGUCGGCGCUUGUUGUUCAACGUUUUUCGGAGAGAGCCAUGGAAGGAUUUCGUGAGGCACUUUAGGGACUUACCAGGGCCGGUAAAGGUUUUGUGGGCAUCCCACAAUGAGAUCGCCGACAUUGACACGGUUGCCCGCACUGCCGACGAUGUGGCCGAGGAUCUCGCAGAGGUCAGGGCCCCUUUCUAUGUGACGGGGGCCACCAUUAUGUCCCAUGGCUGGAAGUCGCGGGAUGCGAGGCCGAUCGUUAACUUCCUUGCCGGCGGGUCGCACGGAGUGAUGAUGGUGCGCACAAUGAAUAGGGAGGCCGAGAGAGACCAGGCGGUUGAUGUCUUGGCGGGCUGGAUCAAGGUGUUUGAUGACUUUCCUCCUCGAUGGGUGAAUGCCAUCUGCACGGACUCUGCCUCUACGUACGUCGCUGCGGCAAACAUGUUGCAGGGUCCUGAACAGAGGCCGAAGAUUUGACGGAUCACGUGGCUGUCGUGCGCGAUGCAUGUCUGCAACAAAAUGUUGUCAGACAU